Cucumis melo (muskmelon) is the source of this 547-nucleotide messenger RNA. Its product is annotated as VQ motif-containing protein 25-like. Gene Ontology annotation, cellular component: nucleus. The transcript has a single exon. Lineage: Eukaryota; Viridiplantae; Streptophyta; Magnoliopsida; Cucurbitales; Cucurbitaceae. Bases 1 to 546 code for a protein of 181 amino acids. The record is from RefSeq and is a predicted model, not a curated record.
AUGGACGCCAUUCUGAAGAACCAACGCCAACGCCAACGCCAACGCCCUCAUCUCUUGCCCACCUCCCCUCGCCCCUCCACCAUGCCGCUUCACUCAGCUUCCCACGCCAUUUCAAAGCCCAAGCCCAAAAUUCGCAUCAUUCACAUCUUCGCACCCGAGAUCAUUAAAACCGACGUCGCCAAUUUCAGAGAGCUCGUUCAGAGACUCACCGGAAAGCCAGAAGCAAUAACGACGCAGGAGGACAAGAUUCUUCCGCCUCAAAUUCCGGCUGCCGCAGCGUUCGAUAAUCGGAAGAUGGAGAUGGUCAGCUGCCGGAGAAUGGUGAAGAAGGAAGAUGAGGAUCAAGAAGAGGACUAUGAUGAAGAAGAAGAAGAAGAAGAAGAAGAAGGAGAAGGAGAAGAAGAGGAGGAGAUGUUAGACGAGGUGGUCGGGAUGUGGAACGACGUGGUUGGAUUUGAAGGGUUUAUCCAAGAAUUGGGUGAAUUUCCGUUGAUUCCUUCGGCUCAUCAAAUAAUGCAUGGUUUUGAAGACACUCAUUUUGUUUGAU